Molecule: messenger RNA, 2376 nt
Organism: Homalodisca vitripennis (glassy-winged sharpshooter)
Lineage: Eukaryota; Metazoa; Arthropoda; Insecta; Hemiptera; Cicadellidae
Exons: 1
Coding region: 101-2296 (731 amino acids)
Source: RefSeq, a predicted model, not a curated record
AUAUAAACAAUGUACUAGUCCUACGUAGAUUAAUUAUUAGUAGGUUACACACCAUUAAAAUUUCUUUGUAUUCAAGUUUCGUUUGCACAGUAAAAUAAUAAUGAUUAAUACUUAUGAGGAAAAGAAAAAUCCAUGUGUUUUAUGCGUCGACACAUUAAACAGUGACAAUGUGAACGUAAAACAAGACUACCUAGAGUUCAGUUUAGACGGUAAGGGUGCGACGUUAGUCAUAAGAGAGGUGUCUGUUGAAGACAUAAACCAGCAACCGAAGGAAGAAGAGAUCCAAGAACCGGAAAAGCCUCCUGAAGAUGAAUCAAUCCGAGUACCGAGUCACAUAUCACCAGAGCAGACAUCUCCCAGAACAGAAGUGAGCCCGUGGUUCGAUGUUGGGCAAAAAGUGUCACAAGGAAGACACGCGGGGUUACACGCGUUGUAUACAAAGAAGUGGUCAGGUAAGACAUAUUAUGAGGAAGAAUUCCGAAAACUUAGACUUAAAGAAUACAUGAAAGAAGUGAACGUUGCCGAAAGGAAGCGACAUGUUUGGAAGCAAUUUAAAAAGGAAAUAGAAAAGGAUAAAAUACGUGACUUGAUCAAGGGUAGUGGGCCAGAGUGGUGGCAGGAACCGUCCCGCAAACAGAUCUGCCUGGUGACGUCAUUGUGUGACGUGAUCAAAGCCGAUCACGAAGAGGGGGUGACAGGUCGUACUCGCCAGUGGUUGCUGGAUCUCGGGGUCACCACAAGAGUCACUCCCGGACAGGUCAGAUCCUGCAUGAAACGAUCUCUUCUCAACCCCGAAGAUUUCCUUCUGGAAGUACAUGCUGUUAUUUUGAAAUCGCAGAUGAAAAAGAAAAGAGGAAAUUUACAGAAACCAUUUUCCGGCAACGAACGACUUCUUUUGUCAGCAGUGUGCGUUCUACACCUUCCUGUACUCCUCACGAUGCUGCAUUUUAUUCUUCCAUCUCCAAAACCAUUUUCAGAAGCGAAACACAUUCAAGAAAUUCUAUUCGGAGAUCUAGAGGACGAAAGGAUCAGGUACUCCACGCCUUAUAUGGAGCCAUUGCCAUUUCGGAGUAAAACGCAAUACCACAGCUGGGCUCUUGACAAAGUGUUCAUGGCUCUUCUUCCCUCCCUGUUACUGGACGACUCUGGCAAUAAGAGAAGUUCGCUUGAUACGACAGGAAGAGCAAUAUCGUCCAUGGUGGGGUCAUUCACAGGUAAAAAUAACGUGGAUAAUAAAAGUGAACUCGCAAAGACUGUCGAUUCCUCUGUUUCAGUUGGAGAGUUGAUCUCCCAUUGUGUUUCUUCACACAUCGAUACGCUGAAGUCGCAUUUAGACGAGGGCUCAGACACAAAAAGAUCCUUCACUAGAAAUAUCUCUGGAACUCAAGUUAAACAUCAGAGAGAGUCUUAUCGCACGCGUUUUGAAGGUGGAAGUGGGUAUUUUGGCACAGAAACUUCAUUCGCGGUAAACCCAGAGGUACCUGACAGUAAUAAUAUUGUCAACAUAACUGAUACAUAUAUAUCGGUCCGGGAUGACAGUAAUUUUUGGAGUCAACCGCAGUUAGAUAGUACAAUUGUUCAGAGUUUCGCCGAUCUAAGAUUAAGCUCAGGGGUGGUAGACUCCCCGGACCAGUUACAAGAAGUUGAAGAGCAACACAUGUCCGUAAUUUUUGGAGAAAACAACUUACAGACAUACACGGACAGACUGUCACAUGAGGACUUCCAAGAACAAGAUUUGGGUUAUAGAGAAUUGCAGAAACUGUGUGAAGAGAUUCGAGAAUUGCCUAGAGAAAAACAACUUCGGAGUGCUCUUAAAAUCCUAUCUGAUUUGGGUGAUCCCUUAGCACAACUUCCCAAACUACACAAACUUCCUGCCAUACAGCGAUGGUUAGAAAUCAGAAGAGGAAAAAGGAGGGUUUUAUCUGAAGAGGUGAAACAAAAACUCUUACAAACGAGCAGAGGGAUGUGGAAGACGGCUAUGACAACUCAAUCUACAAAAGGACCCAAACUAGACAUUCCGAAAAGAGAAGAACGCCUUCUAACUUGGGACAGGAAAAAGUGGCUUAAUUCUCAGGUAAAGCGAGAGUUACUAAAUUACAAUUCUCGAUUGAGACAGGAAAAAGUUGACAAUGCUCGCUACUUCUUUCCUGCAAUGCUCAAUCAUUACGACCACGGAUCCAAAUUAAAUAGAAAUUUUCGCGAUCUAUAUUUUACGUAUUUUCCCUCGAGAGAAGCUGAUAUAUUUCCAUACAGACCUUGGAAACCAAAUGAAACAAAGAAUUCUAAAGUUAUGUAGUGUAAGUUUAAUAUUAAAUACACCAUACAUGUAUGUAUUUAAUAUAGAUUGUUUAUGUUAUUUUAAACGUGUUAUUGAUU